Molecule: messenger RNA, 1950 nt
Organism: Habropoda laboriosa
Lineage: Eukaryota; Metazoa; Arthropoda; Insecta; Hymenoptera; Apidae
Exons: 8
Coding region: 82-1851 (589 amino acids)
Molecular function (GO): interleukin-17 receptor activity
Source: RefSeq, a predicted model, not a curated record
UUGACGCUUGGUGCGACGUAAAUAUGUUGGCUUGCAAGUUGUACGUUCGCUGUGGUUAACCUACAAAAUCAUAACCUUACUAUGCGGAGGCUCGUCAACUUUGCGAUGCUUCUUUGUUGUUUGAACAGAAGCGUCGCAGCUACGCAUUGUUAUCCGGAUUACUGUCGGAACGUGACAAAAUUAGUUUCUACGCCUGGUUUUCAAUGCUUGCUGACGAACGUUCAGAAGAAUGGAGAUUGCUCGAUUCUCACGACGUUCGAGGGGUUUAGUCACGAUCCACCAGAAGGUGCUGCUGUCAAAUUUAGUUUACGUGCGUAUACUUACAAACAACCAGGUGUGAAGGUAACUGCGUUUAAUUUAAGCGUUACCAACCCAGACUUUUAUGGGCUGGUUACGCGCUAUCAAAAUUUACUGAACGAAAGCGAGUCGGCUUGUAGAUACGUAAAACUUUAUGGAAACGAGACGCAUCCUCCGCCCGACGAAUUCUACGUUUCAUGCCCGUUCUCGAACGAAUCUUACGAAUCGAUUCCUUACCGGUUAGAUUAUCUCGUGACCGGAGAGCGGUACAAUUAUAGCAAACGGUACAUUUUCAACGUACCUAUACAUAGAUUUAUCGGGGAAGAUGUAAGUAUAAAGGAAUACAAGCCGUUUGUAUAUAUAGAUGUGUCUCAUGCACCUCUUCUCUCUUUACACGUUCAACCUCUGCCAGAAGCGUAUAACGUGACAAAGUAUAACAUUUGGUUGAUAAACAACGACACAGAUUCCGUCACCUUCACCGGUGUAUUCUCUACGACGAGCAAACAAGAUAUUCGGUACAAUUUUACCGCGCACACUGGUGUUUUUUAUUUUAAAGUUUCUCCGGUACAUUCGGACUGCGGGCAGGAGGGGGGAUGUGCGAAUAGCACCACGCCUUUCAUCAUUAUACAAACGUCUCAUCGUCUGUUGAUCAUGAUAAUCAGCACAGUGUGGAUACCACCGGUAAUACUGUAUGUCCUUUAUCAUCUUUACAAAUUAUAUAGAAAGGGUAAAAUUGCGAUGUUCGUAAGUUUUCGAUUGGAUACUUUUCGUGCUAUUCCAUUUACAACGUUUCCCCCCUGCAUGUUUCUAGAAGCAUCGAAAAGGAGAGAGAAGCCAAAGUGUUUAUUGGUGUACUCGCCGACCCGUCUAUCCCAUAUCAACGUAAUGAUCGAACUAGCGAAAUAUUUAAGAAUUUGUAACAUUAACGCGAUGAUAGACAUGCUCGAUGUGACGGAUACCACGGGCAAAGAUCCGGAAUAUUGGUGCAAAGCUGCCUUUAGAAACGCGGACGUCGUUCUUAUUGCAACGUCUCCACCAGCGAAAAGGCCCGCGGUAUCCACCAUUUAUCGAAACACCGAUAACUAUCUUUUGAGACUGGUGAAAGAGCAGAAUAAUCAAGAGCAGAAAGAGAAGCGUUAUUACAUAGUGCAGUUACCCUACUGCAAAUCGGACGACGUGCCCGAGGAAACGAGGCAUUUCAAGAAGCUUUGCUUGCCUAAAGAGUUGCCGAAACUGGUGAACAUGAUUCACAAGGAGGAACGCGUGAAAUCCGUUUCUUCUGUGUCCGACAAGGAAUUUUUAGACAGCGUGAAAUUAGCGAAACUCGAGAUAUUAGAGAAGGAUGCGAAUGUUGGAAAAGACGAACGAGAAACUGAAAACCUUUUAACCGUGGAAAACAGAGCGGACGAUAACGCGAUGUCUCAGUCGUUUGGGACUAACAUCGACGAGUUAAAUUUGCUCGGGGAGAGGAGCAAAGAGGACGAAGAAGUAUGGACUCGUAAAUCUUCGAAGAACGAUAUCUCUGGGUUCCGUAUCGAUGAAUUAAACUUGUGAUUUCGUUUUAAGUACCUUUUACCAACGUCUGGUGGACAAACUUAGCUUACGAGUAAGAUAUAUAGUUUUUAAACGGCGUAAGACAUUUUUUACACUUGU